Amaranthus tricolor (Joseph's coat) is the source of this 1969-nucleotide messenger RNA. RefSeq names its product 4-coumarate--CoA ligase 2. The transcript has 6 exons. The coding region runs from base 166 to 1872 and encodes 568 amino acids. The record is from RefSeq and is a predicted model, not a curated record. Lineage: Eukaryota; Viridiplantae; Streptophyta; Magnoliopsida; Caryophyllales; Amaranthaceae. Gene Ontology annotation, molecular function: 4-coumarate-CoA ligase activity.
CUUUCUCUUUCACAAUUUCUCCUUGUAUUUAUUAGUCCAAUCACACUCUCUUCCCUCCUUCAUUCAGCUACCUCUACCAUCCUCAUCCUCCUCCCUUUCUAAAUUAACACAAAAAAAAAAUAAAAAAAUAAAAACCAUCUUUGUAUUCAUUUUCCUAAUCAAAAAAUGAGCAUGGCAGCUGUUGAAGCUCAGCCCCUUGACUCAGAAAUCCCAUCUCUAAAAUCAUCUCCAACCAAAUCUAAACCAGACCACAUCUUCAAAUCAAGACUUCCUGAUAUACCCAUCACAGAUCAUCUUCCUCUUCAUUCCUAUUUGUUUGAAAAACUUGCACAAUUCUCUGAGAAACCAUGCUUAAUCUCAGGCCCCACAGGCAAAAUCUACUCUUAUGCAGAAACCCACCUUCUUUGCCAAAAAACUGCUGUUGGGUUAUCCAAAUUAGGAAUCCAAAAGGGAGAUUGUAUCAUGAUUCUCCUCCAAAACUGUCCUGAAUUUGUUUUUACCUUUUUUGGAGCUUCCAUGAUUGGAGCUAUUUCAACUCCUGCUAAUCCUUAUUACACUCCUUCUGAGAUCUUCAAACAACUCAAAACAUCUUCUGCUAAAUUGAUCAUUACCCAAUCCCAAUUUGUUGAUAAACUUAGAAAUCAUGAUGAAUACAAAUUAGGGGAAGAUUUCAAUGUCAUCACUGUUGAUAACCCACCUGAGAAUUGCAUCAAUUUCUCAGUCCUUUCUGAAUCAAAUGAAGCUGAAUUAAACCAACCCGAAAUUGACCCGAAUGACCCGGUUGUGCUACCAUUCUCAUCAGGCACAACAGGGUUACCAAAAGGAGUGAUUUUAACACAUAAAAGCUUAUCAACAAGUGUAGGUCAACAAGUAGAUGGAGAAAAUCCAAAUAUGUAUUUAACAACAGAUGAUGUUAUGCUUUGUGUGCUUCCAUUGUUUCAUAUAUUUUCAUUAAACUCUGUUCUUAUGAUUGCAUUAAGAGCAGGAAGUGGGAUUUUAUUAAUGCCUAAAUUUGAAAUCAAUUCAUUAUUGGAAUUGAUUCAGAAAUAUAAAGUAUCAGUAGCAAUGGUGGUUCCUCCAUUAGUACUCGCAUUAGCUAAACAUCCAAAUAUUGAAAAAUAUGAUUUGAGCUCUGUUAGGAUUGUUAUGUCUGGUGCUGCACCUCUUGGAAAGGAGCUUGAAGAUGCUCUUAGAGAAAGGAUUCCACAGGCAAUUCUUGGUCAGGGAUAUGGAAUGACAGAAGCUGGGCCAGUGUUGUCAAUGUGCCCAGCAUUUGCAAAGGAACCCAUCCAAACCAAACCGGGUUCAUGUGGUGUUGUUGUUAGGAAUGCUGAGAUCAAGAUCGUUGACCCUGACACCAAUGUUUCCCUUGGCCGCAAUCAACCUGGAGAAAUCUGCAUUCGCGGGAAUCAAAUUAUGAAAGGGUACUUGAACGACCCAGUGUCGACGGCAGCGACUAUUGACGUUGAAGGUUGGCUUCACACAGGAGAUAUUGGGUAUGUGGAUGAUGAUAAUGAAGUUUACAUUGUUGAUCGUGUUAAGGAGAUCAUCAAAUACAAAGGCUUUCAGGUUCCACCAGCAGAAUUAGAAGCACUUCUUGUUAACCAUUCCUCAAUUGCUGAUGCCGCAGUCGUCCCCCAAAAAGAUGAAGCUGCCGGGGAAGUUCCUGUCGCUUUCGUCGUGAGAUCUACUAAUGCUCUCGAUCUUACUGAACAGACAGUCAAAGAUUAUGUAGCAAAACAGGUUGUAUUUUACAAGAAGCUUCACAAAGUAUACUUCGUAGAUGCAAUUCCUAAAUCUGCAUCUGGGAAAAUUCUUAGAAAGGAACUUCGUGCUCGUCUUGCCGCUCCAAACAACACCAGCAGUGUUUAGAAUCUUUAUUAAAAAUUCUCAAAAAUACCAUUAUUCUGCACCAGCACGUGCCGACUAUCAACAACCAAUAACAAUUUUUAUAUAUAUAUAUAUAUAU